AUGGAUGUUCAGAAGUGGUAUUUGAGAACUUCAAAGCUGGCUCUGGCCUUGGCAAUUAUCCGUUCAAAACCAGCAGACAGAAGCGUCAGAGAAUACACAGAGCACCUUGCAAUGUUAGUUUCUGAGCAGGAGUCAAAGUGGAGAUCAAAAGUUGAAGCCUUAGAAGCUGAAGUUCUGCAAUUACGUCAAAAACUUCUUCUGAGCAGAAUUUGUUCAGGAUCAUGUAGGAGGGGAAACCUGUCUUCACAGUUGCUGGCUCAGGAACCUAGGAGUUCUGAAAAUACAUUAACUUCAGUGGAAGAUUCUGGGUGUGAUUUGUCACAUGAGCAGAGAACUGAAUCCUCAGAGCUGUCCCAGCCUUUCGUGGAGAGCUGUACCCCCACACCCUUCCCACCACUGCCUCUUGUGAAAAGACCCUGUGCUACCCCGGAAAAUCCUCUGUCUUCUCACAUGCAGUUUUUACAACAUCUGCUUGAGCUGAAGAACUUGACAGAAUCAGGCAGUCUGAGAACAGACUUCACCUGUUUUGAGAAAGACUCGUCCACGGUCUCUGAUUCUGUUUUCCAGUUGCUGAAUGGCCUGAUCCAUUUUUACCAUAAUCCCAAACCUCCUUUUUCAAGCUUUUGGACAGAAGCUGUUGAUAUUGUAGCUAGACUGAUCAGUGAUUAUAACUUAUCUAAUCAUAUUCUUAAAAAAUGUUCCAAGAAGUUGGAAGAAUUUGAGAAAAUUCUACUACAGGUUAUUUUAGGGAACAACAAUAUAAAUCGGUUUCAGGUGCAGCAUUACGUCUCUCAUAGUCUGGUAAUCCUGGGAAGCUGCAAGUCAUUGAGAAAAUCCAUUAUCUCUCUGCUUCUGUCAGAAGUAAACAGCUUUGCUGAUGGUCUGGGAGCUGUCACUCAGGAGCCAGCCAGCUAUGAUGUGACACGCUAUGAAAAUACUUUCUACCUGUUCUGGGUCCUGGAGCAGCUUCUUCAAAAGGAAACCACAGAAGGCGACAUUGUAAGUCUAAGAAAUGAUGACCAAGAAGUCAAGACGUUUCUUCAGAAGCACGAUGAAACUGUCUGCCAACUUUCAGAUGAGUUUCCUCUGUUUACUUUUUAUUUAUGGCGACUAGGCAUUCUCUUGAACUCGGAAGGGGUAGAAACACUUCAAAGCUAA
Otolemur garnettii (small-eared galago) is the source of this 1158-nucleotide messenger RNA. It is a transcript of the gene MEI4, whose product is annotated as meiotic double-stranded break formation protein 4. The record is from RefSeq and is a predicted model, not a curated record. The transcript has 4 exons. Lineage: Eukaryota; Metazoa; Chordata; Mammalia; Primates; Galagidae. Gene Ontology annotation, cellular component: lateral element. Gene Ontology annotation, biological process: DNA recombination; oogenesis; homologous chromosome pairing at meiosis. The coding region runs from base 1 to 1158 and encodes 385 amino acids.